GUCUCUAAAUAGUAAAAAAAAAAACAAGUUAAAAAUAAUAAAUUCAUUUUUUCGUUUUUGAUAAAUUUUAAAACAAAUAUAUAAAUAUAUAUGAAAAUAUAUUAAUAAAAGUACACAGUAAAUUAUUAUUUACAUUGAUGUAGUACUAGUAUUCCAAAUAACAACUACGCAUUUAAAUAACAAAAGUGAUUUUUUUUAUUUGUAUUUUCUUUUAAAGACUAUUAAGCAGUAAAUUAGGCAGUAAAAUGUACUAAAAUAUAUGUACCACAAUGCCAAGUUUAAGACAAAGGGUAUCGACCCUUUUUCGUCAAUUGAGCUUCAUAGCAGAACCAAGGACAGAACGAAAUCAAGAGAAUAAUGCAUCUUUUAUAAAAAAAUACUUAGAGGGUAAUCUUCAAUUGCCUCAAGGACCUGAGAUUUUGAGUGCAAAAGAAGCUUUUGAACUGCCAGACAUUUUAUUGGAUUCUUAUGACACAGGAGUCGAGACCAUCAAGACUUCGUACACAGGACCGAAUGAUGGUUGCUGUAAAAUAAAGAGGGCUAAACUACACUUAAGUGCCGGACCAGAAAUUGAUUUUAUAGAUACGAUUGAAUCACAGGAAGACCUAAGACAAAUAGCUGCAUCAAAAUCUUUUAUCAAACAAUAUCAACGAUCCAACAGUGCAAAAUCAGACAAAAAUGCUAACAAUAAUGCAAAAGGUACAAAAUCAGAUUCUAGAUCAAACUCUAUGGUAAAUAGUCAGCUGGAUAUAUCUGACACACUGAAUAAGAAUUCGGGAAAUGACACAAAUUUUAUGCCAGAAGAAGAAGAAAUUUUUUCGCCUAUCCCAGGAGUUUCUAAUUGGAAAAAUUAUUCAGAUGAAUCAUAUGGUAUUGCUGUAUCAUUAUAUGAAACAAAUGUACUGACGAAAAAAAAUAUUGGAUCGCCAGUAGCUGAUUGUUUUGCUAUUGUGGGGAGAUCAAACGCCUCAGUAAUGGCAUUAGCUGACGGAGUUAAUUGGGGUGAAAACGCGAGGGUUGCUGCAACAGCAGCAGUGCAUGGAUGUGUAGAAUAUAUUGAUACUGCUAUUUUUGGAAAAGGAGCGUCAGGCAUAGCAACAUCAACCAGAGACGUUUUUAUAUCAUUAUUGCGAAGCUUUUGGGAAGCACAUGCUUGUAUUUUGGAAGUAAAUGGUGCUCUUACGACCUUAACUUGUGCUGUUGUGUUACCUUUGAAAGAACAAAAUAAAUUUUGUGUUUGUGCAAUCAAUGUCGGUGAUAGUUUUGGUUACGUCUAUAGCAAAAAGCACGGAGUGAGGGAAUUCACUCAAGGAUCACAUGAUACAAAAUCGAUGAGAAACAUGAGAGACGCUUUAGGCGCACUUGGACCUGUUGAUGGAAACAAACCUGAAUUGGGAAACUUGACUCUUAGUAUGACAGAAUGUGAGCCAGGUGACAUUGUGUUUUUAGCAAGUGAUGGUGUAACAGAUAAUUUUGAUCCUGUUGUCGGAAAAUUUGCUGAAGCUUUAACGGACAAUCAAUCAUCUCCACAAUCAACCACCACCACAACAACUGAUCCAAAAUUGGUAGGAAAAGGACAACAAAAGAACGCACCGCUUGUUUCAGUACAUUCAACAGCCCGUUUCAAAGAGACUACCUCUCAACGUCCUUCAGGAUCUCAAACAAAUAUCCCGACAGUACCAAUAAGACCUCCUCGACACAAAAAAUUCUCAAAUAUUCCGAAUGAAAACAAAAGUACUUCCGUCAUUUCUCAAGAAACACAAACACGUCCAAAAUAUCUACGAUCUCAAACUUUAAUUGAGCCACGACUUCGAACUGCAAGACCACUUACUUCUACAGUAUCUGCUCUUCAGGGUUCAAAAGUAACGCGUUUACCAAUGGUGACAGCAGAGCAAAGAUUUGUGCUUACUCUUUUAAGAUUUAAUGAUCUUUUUUUACAUGGCAUUAAUGGAACAUCUCAGUCUUAUAUUUCAGCCAGAAAAUUGUGUGAAACUCUUAUAGAAUUUGUGCAGACACUAACUACAGCAAAAAGAAAAUUGUUGGAACAACAUGAAAACUAUUAUAAAGUUGUGGUAAAUGAUCAAGGAUGUCGUAGAGAAAUAGAAAUGAGUAAAGGACAGCAACGUGCAGCACGAAAAAGAGUAGUAGAUGGAACAACAUUUACGAACCUGCCAGGGAAACUUGAUCAUGCAAGCGUUGUUGCUGGAGGAUUCCAAGAACACAAUGCGAUACACAAAAACUAUCAAUCUCAUUGAAUUAUACAGAAACCGAUUUUUGAAUACGAAGAAACUAUUGUCUACGUUUAAAAGUUUAAAAAAAAUAAUUUUAUCGCAAUUUUUUUUUAAUUCGAUUCAGUGUAUUUUGUUAACAAUAAUGUCGUCCGUCUACGUAUCGAAAUUUUGAAACCUUUACAUGCUUUACUUAUACACAUAUAUGAUCUCUGAGUAUUAAGUACUAUUCAAUAAUAUAUUAGAAGCUUUUUUAGCAUGAAUUUUAAAAUAAAAUUAAGAUUUUUCGUACUAUAAUAAUAUUUGC
Messenger RNA from Culicoides brevitarsis, 2535 nucleotides. Its product is annotated as PP2C-like domain-containing protein CG9801. The record is from RefSeq and is a predicted model, not a curated record. Lineage: Eukaryota; Metazoa; Arthropoda; Insecta; Diptera; Ceratopogonidae.